Messenger RNA from Arvicanthis niloticus (Nile rat), 4936 nucleotides. RefSeq names its product ATP binding cassette subfamily C member 2 (gene Abcc2). Gene Ontology annotation, cellular component: apical plasma membrane. Gene Ontology annotation, biological process: transmembrane transport. The record is from RefSeq and is a predicted model, not a curated record. Gene Ontology annotation, molecular function: ATP hydrolysis activity; ATP binding; ABC-type transporter activity. NCBI's taxonomy places the organism in Eukaryota, Metazoa, Chordata, Mammalia, Rodentia, Muridae.
UUACUCUUUAACAUCUGCUUUUUUCGAGGAAAAAGGUAAAGAAGAAACAAGACAAUCAUAGAAAAGUUGUAACAGAGGGCACUGGAAAUCAUUAUGGAUGAGUUCUGCAACUCAACUUUUUGGAAUCUCUCAUUACUGGAAAGUCCAGAAGCCAACCUGCCUCUUUGUUUUGAGCAAACUGUUCUUGUGUGGAUUCCCUUGGGAUUUCUUUGGCUCUUGGCUCCUUGGCAACUUUACAGUGUAUACAGAUCCAGGACCAAGAGAUCUUCUAUAACUAAAUUCUACCUUGCCAAGCAGGUGUUCGUCGUGUGUCUUCUUAUUUUAGCAGCCAUAGACCUGUCUCUUGCACUCACAGAAGAUACUGGACAAGCCACAGUUCCUCCUGUUAGAUAUACGAAUCCAAUCCUCUACAUAUGCACAUGGCUCCUGGUCUUGGUGAUCCAGCACACCAGGCAGUGGUGUAUACAGAAGAACUCUUGGUUCCUGUCCAUGUUCUGGAUUCUCUCAAUAUUAUGUGGUGUAUUCCAAUUUCAGACUCUGAUACGAGCACUCCUGCAGGACAGCAAGUCCAACAUGGCCUAUUCCUGCCUGUUCUUCGUCUCCUAUGGUUUCCAGAUUGCCAUUCUAAUUCUCUCAGCCUUUUCAGAACCAAGUGACUCAUCACAUACUUCAUCAGCCACAACUUCAUUUCUGAGUAACAUUACAUUUAGUUGGUAUGACAGCACUGUUCUAAAAGGUUACAAGCAUCCAUUGACACUUGAAGAUAUCUGGGAUGUUGAUGAAGGUUUUAAAACCAAGUCAGUCACCAGCAAGUUUGAGAUGAUCAUGACAAAGGACCUGCAGAAAGCCAGGCAGGCUCUUCAGAGGCGGCUGAAGAAGUCCCAGCAGAAACCUGAAGCCACACUACACGGAUUGAAUAAGAAGCAGAGUCAGAGCCAAGAUGUUCUCGUCAUGGAAGAAGCUAAAAAGAAGAAAAAGAAGUCUAAGACCACCAAAGACUUUCCCAAAUCCUGGUUGGUCAAGGCCCUCUUCAAAACCUUCUAUGUGAUGAUCCUGAAAUCAUUUGUACUGAAAUUAUUAUAUGAUGCUCUUGUGUUUCUGAAUCCUCAGCUGCUGAAAUUUCUCAUUGGCUUCGUGAAAGACCGUAACACAUAUGCAUGGGUUGGAUAUGUCUGUGCAAUCCUAAUGUUUGUUGUGACUCUCAUCCAAUCUUUUUGCCUUCAGUGUUAUUUUCAAUUUUGUUUUGUGUUGGGAAUGAAUGUACGGACAACCAUCAUGGCUUCUAUUUAUAAGAAGGCACUGACCAUAUCUAACUUGGCUAGGAGGCAGUACACCAUUGGAGAGACGGUGAACUUGAUGUCUGUAGACACCCAGAAGCUAAUGGACGUGACCAACUACAUGCACUUGGUGUGGUCAAAUGUUUUACAGAUUUCUUUGUCCAUUUUCUUCCUGUGGAGAGAGUUGGGUCCUUCCAUCUUAGCAGGUGUUGGGCUUAUGAUUCUCCUGAUCCCAGUUAAUGGAGUUCUGGCUAUGAAGAUCAGGAAGAUUCAGGUCCAAAAUAUGAAGAAUAAAGACAAACGUUUAAAAAUCAUGAAUGAGAUUCUCAGUGGAAUUAAGAUCCUGAAAUACUUUGCCUGGGAACCUUCAUUUAAAGAGCAAGUCAACGGCAUUAGGAAGAAAGAACUCAAGAACUUGCUGCGGUUCGGCCAGCUGCAAGCUAUAUUGAUCUUCAUCUUACAAUUAACUCCAGUCCUGGUGUCCGUGAUCACAUUUUCUGUUUAUGUUCUGGUGGAUAGCAACAAUGUUUUGAAUGCGGAGAAGGCGUUCACCUCCAUCACUCUCUUCAAUAUCCUGCGCUUCCCUCUAUCCAUGCUUCCCAUGGUGAUCUCUUCAAUCCUCCAGGCCAGUGUUUCUGUAGACAGGCUGGAGAGGUACCUGGGAGGGGAUGAUCUGGACACAUCCGCCAUUCACCGUGUCUGCAAUUUUGAUAAAGCUGUGCAGUUCUCAGACGCCUCUUUUACUUGGGACCGGGACUUGGAAGCCACAAUCCAAGAUGUGAACCUGGACAUAAAGCCAGGCCAACUGGUGGCUGUGGUGGGCACCGUAGGCUCUGGGAAGUCCUCUUUGAUAUCAGCCAUGCUGGGAGAAAUGGAAAAUGUCCACGGGCACGUCACCAUCAAGGGCUCCAUAGCCUAUGUCCCUCAGCAGUCCUGGAUUCAGAAUGGGACCAUCAAAGAUAACAUCCUGUUCGGAUCAGAAUACAACGAAAAGAGGUACCAGCAAGUUCUCGAAGCGUGUGCGCUCCUCCCAGACCUGGAAAUCUUGCCUGGAGGAGACAUGGCUGAGAUCGGAGAGAAGGGUAUAAAUCUCAGUGGUGGUCAGAAGCAGCGAGUCAGCCUGGCCAGAGCUACCUAUCAAAAUGCAGACAUCUAUAUUCUAGACGACCCCCUGUCAGCUGUGGACGCGCAUGUGGGAAAACACAUUUUCAACAAGGUUGUGGGCCCCAAUGGCCUGUUGAAUGACAAGACUCGGAUCUUGGUUACUCAUGGCAUUCACUUCCUUCCCCAAGUGGAUGAGAUUGUAGUUCUGGGGAAAGGCACCAUCUUAGAAAAAGGAUCCUACCGUGACCUGCUGAGCAAGAAGGGAGUGUUUGCUAAGAACUGGAAGACAUUCAUGAAGCAUUCGGAGUCUGAAGGAGAAGCCACAGUCAAUAAUGACAGUGAGGAAGAGGACGAUGACUGUGGGCUGAUGCCAACUGUGGAGGAAAUCCCUGAGGAGGCAGCUUCCUUGACCAUGAGAAGAGAAAAUAGCCUUCGCCGAACACUGAGCCGCAGCUCUAGGUCCAGCAGCAGGCGUGGGAAGUCCCUCAAAAACUCCUUGAAAAUUAAAAAUGUGAAUGCCUUGAAUAAGAAGGAGGAAGUAGUGGACGGCCAAAAACUAAUUAAGAAGGAACAUAUGGAAACUGGGAAGGUAAAGUUCUCCAUCUACCUGAAAUAUCUUCGAGCAGUAGGAUGGUGGUCCAUACUCUUCGUCAUCUUCUUCUAUGUGUUAUAUAAUGUUUCGUUUAUUGGCUCUAACCUCUGGCUGAGUGCUUGGACCAGUGACUCCGAAAACCUGAAUGAGACCAGCUAUUCAUCUUCUCAGAGGGACAUGAGAAUCGGGGUCUUUGGAGCUCUGGGAAUAGCACAAGGUGUAUUUCUUCUUAUUUCCACUCUACGGAGUAUGUAUGCUUUCAGAAAUGCAUCCAAAACUUUGCAUGGGCAGCUGCUAACCAACAUCCUUCGAGCACCCAUGAGUUUUUUUGACACAACUCCCACAGGCCGGAUUGUGAACAGAUUUGCUGGUGAUAUUUCUAAUGUGGAUGACAUGCUCCCCCAGACUUUUCGAAGCUGGUUGUUGUGUUUCCUCGCCAUAGACAGCACUCUCGUGAUGAUCUGCAUGGCCACCCCAGUCUUCGCCAUCAUCAUCAUCCCCCUCGGCAUUCUCUAUAUAUCUGUGCAGGUGUUUUAUGUGGCUACUUCCCGCCAGCUGAGACGGUUGGAUUCUGUCACCAAAUCUCCAAUCUAUUCUCACUUUAGUGAGACUGUCUCAGGUCUGCCUGUUAUCCGCGCCUUUGAGCACCAGCAGCGAUUUCUAGCGUGCAAUGAGAAGCAGAUUGACACCAACCAGAAAUGUGUCUUUUCCUGGAUCACCUCCAACAGGUGGCUUGCGAUCCGUCUGGAGCUGGUUGGAAACUUGAUUAUCUUCUGUUCAGCCUUGCUUCUGGUUAUUUACAAAAAUUCCUUAACCGGAGACACUGUGGGCUUUGUUCUGUCCAACGCCCUCAAUAUCACACAAACCCUGAACUGGCUAGUGAGGAUGACGUCAGAAGCAGAGACCAACAUUGUGGCUGUCGAGCGAAUAAAUGAAUAUAUAAAUGUGGAUAAUGAGGCCCCGUGGGUGACUGACAAGAGGCCUCCGGCAGAUUGGCCCAGAAAAGGUGAGAUCCAGUUCAUCAACUAUCAAGUGCGGUACCGGCCCGAGCUGGAUCUGGUACUGAAAGGGAUCACUUGUAACAUCAAGAGCGCCGAGAAGGUCGGUGUGGUGGGCAGGACUGGAGCUGGGAAAUCAUCCCUCACAAACUGCCUCUUCAGAAUCUUAGAGUCUGCAGGGGGCCAGAUCAUCAUUGAUGGGAUAGAUAUUGCUUCCAUUGGGCUGCACGACCUUCGAGGGAGACUGACCAUCAUUCCCCAGGACCCUGUUUUGUUCUCUGGGAAUCUGAGAAUGAAUCUUGACCCUUUCAACAAAUACUCAGAUGAGGAGAUUUGGAAGGCCCUGGAAUUGGCUCAUCUCAAAUCCUUUGUGGCUGGCCUGCAACUUGGGUUGCUUCAUGAAGUGACAGAAGGUGGUGACAACCUGAGCAUAGGGCAGAGGCAGCUCCUAUGCCUGGGCAGGGCUGUGCUUCAAAAAUCCAAAAUCCUGAUUCUGGACGAAGCCACGGCUGCAGUGGAUCUAGAGACAGAUAGUCUCAUUCAGACGACCAUCCGAAACGAAUUCUCCCAAUGCACGGUCAUCACCAUCGCCCACAGGCUGCACACUAUCAUGGACAGUGACAAGAUAAUGGUCCUAGACAGUGGCAACAUUGUUGAGUACGGCAGUCCUGAGGAACUGCUGUCCAACACCGGCCCCUUCUAUCUGAUGGCCAAGGAAGCUGGCAUUGAAAAUGUGAACAACACAGAGCUCUAGCAGCUGGUCCUGUGGCUAGUGGACUAUAAGAACAUUUUUUUUUUUUACUUUGGUUUUUGUGACUAUGUCGCAGGGGCAGAGAUACAUAUUUUGUUGUUGUUGCUCAGGUUAGCCCCAAGCUCUAAGGCUCAAGCAAUCUCUGGUCUCAGCUACUCUGUAAAAAUAUACACUUUUAAAAGAGUAUCAUAAAUAAAUAUUUAAAUAGAUAGUA